GCUAACAAAUUCACAGAAAUGAUUGUUUUUAGAUAUUGCAUGUUUUUUCAAAGGAGAGAACAAAGAUAGCAUAAGAGAUAUACUGGAAAGUUUUGGCUAUUAUCCAGACUACAAUAUUGGUGUUCUUAUGGACAAAUCUCUCAUAACCAUUGAUAACGGAAGAGAUUUGUGGAUGCAUGAUUUGCUACAAGAUAUGGGUCAAGAAAUCGUUCUUCGUGAAUCUCCUAAAGAGCCUGGUAGACGUAGUAGGUUGUGGAUUUACGAGGAUGUCAUUCAUGUAUUAAAGAAUAAUACUGGAACAGAGGUAGUUGAAGGCAUAAUGCUAAAUAUACCUAUUCAAAAAAAGGAACAAUUAAGUGCUAAAGCUUUCUCAAAGAUGAAGUUUUUGAGAUUGCUUAAAAUUGCUAGUAAGGAACUUCUACAAAACUUCAUAAAUGGUCCUAUGCAACUUCCAGAAGAUAUUCUUGGAGGUGUGGUGCAACUUCCACAAGGCCUUAGUUAUCUAUCUAAUGAGUUGUGUGUUCUUGAAUGGCAUGGAUAUCAUUUAAAAUGCAUACCAACCAAUUUCCAACCAAACAAACUUGUUGAGUUGAGAAUGCAUUGUAGUGGGAUCAAACAACUAUGGAAAGGAAAUAUGAAUUUAGUUGAGUUAAAACUCAUAGACCUAAGUGGCUCUCAAAACUUGAUUAAGAUCCCGGACCUUAGUGGAGCCCCAAAGCUUAAGCAAUUGAUUCUUCAACAUUGUACAAGACUAUAUAAGAUUCACUCAUCUCUUGGAGAUCUCAAACAACUAAUUCGAUUGGAUCUGAAUGGUUGCAAAUGUCUCAAAAACCUUCCUCACAAGGUCAGCUUGGAAGCACUUGAAAUUUUCGAUCUUGGUGGUUGUUCAAGAUUGAAGAAGUUUCCAAAAAUUGUAGGAAAUAUGUCAUGUUUGUCAAAACUUUGUUUGAGUGAGACUGCUAUAAAUGAACUAACAUUCUCUGUGGAGUAUUUAACUGGCCUUAUUGAAUUGGAUCUAAGAAAUUGCAAAAAUCUUUUUAGCCUUUCGGAUGCCUACUGCUGUUUAAUAUCUUUGAAGAUUCUCAUUUUAUCUGGUUGUUCAAAUCUUAAAGAACUACCAGAGAAUUUGGGGAAUAUCAAAGGUCUGGAGGAGCUAGAUGUGAGUGGAACUGCUAUAACAAGGCUACCUUCGUCUAUUGUUCACUUAAAAAAUCUUAGGGUGCUAUCUCUUCGUGAAUGUGUGGGGCUAUUGUCGAAAUCAUCUAAUAUGCUUCUUAGUUUUCCUUUAAUGCAGCCAAGAAGUAGUCCAGAUCUCAUGGGCAUGUUACAAGGCUUAUGUUCUUUAACCAAUUUGGAUCUAAGCUAUUGCAAUCUUCAGACAAUUCCUAAUGCUUUUGGGUGCUUGUCAUCUUUAGAGUAUUUAAAUCUAAGGGGAAAUAAUUUUGUUUGCCUUCCUGAAAGUAUCAUUCAACUAUCUAAUCUGGAAAGUCUUUGUUUGGAUGGUUGCACUCAACUUCGAAUGUGCCCCAAGCUUCCAUUAAAUAUUGAGUUUAUCGAUGCAAGAGGGUGUACCUCACUAGAAACAUUUUCAUUAAGACCAGAACAUGAUUUUGAUCCGAAUCUACAUCUUCAGUAUUGCGACAAAUUGAUUAAGAAUGAAGGCUACAAUGAACUAUUUUCAACAAUGCUGAGACGUUAUAUCAUUAAGGAAUGCUCUCAGCUAAAGCUAAGUCAUUAUAUGAUUGAAGAGGAAUGCUCUCAGCUAACGCUAAGUCAUUAUAUGAUUGAAGAGAUAUGCUUUCUGUCUUUUUCAUAUCUCGCAAUUCCUGGAAGUGAAAUUCCGAAUUGGUUUAGGCAUCGAAAUGUGGGGAUUUCGGUAAAUCUGGAAGUGCCUUCACAUUUAUUAUUAUCUAACAAAUUUAUGGGAAUUGCUGUGUGCACUGUUUUUAUACCCCGCCGAUAUUGUCCACUUUACCAACUUCACGGAGAAGAGUGGCUUUCAUGUCGAAUUAAAAUCAACAAACCUUAUCUUAUUAGAUGGGCCAUUUCAUUAUCCGCGGAAAUUGAUAAGAUUGAAUCGUCUCAGAUUUAUCUGCUAUAUUUUCCCUCUAUAAAGUUCGAAGGCCCCUGGAAAGACGUAUUGAAUCAAGCAGAUGCUUAUGCACUCAACCAAAUUGAGGUUGAAUUUAGAACCUUAAUUGAUAUGCAUCCACUUGAUAAAGUGGAUGCUUAUGCAUCCAACCAAUUGGAGAUUAUGAAAUGCGGAGCCCAUUUGGUAUUUGAGCAAGACAUUGAAGAUCUCAAACAAUCUAAGGUUGGGUCUAGUAGUUGCAUAAUCACUCCAUAUGAGGAUAAUGAUUUAGACGAUUCAGAGAAAGAUUCUAAAAUUAAGGGAAGCCCAGAUGCCAAACCACCACAUCUGAAGUGGAUAGCAAGCUGGUACAGACAUUUUUACCGUCUUUGAGCGUCUCUGGGGUUGAUGCUGAUGAUGACGGAGUGGAACUGGGUUUGGUGCUAUUUCUGUUUGGCUACAAGGAAACUUGAGGUACCAGUUGGAGCUAUGCCAGAAAGCUUUGGAGGUGAAUAUUAUUGAUUAUUUGGGGACGAGCAUAUGCAUAUGUAUCAUCCUUGCCCCUAUGGUAGGCUCUGGUUCAGCAGAUGCCUGUGAAUUGACUAUUUUUUUCUGGACGUAAAGAGGACUUGCUGAUGACUGUGCAGAAGUGCUGGUUGUUUCUGCUUCUGCUGAUGACUGUGCUGUUAAGCCUUUGGCAAGUUCAGCUACUAAGUGGGCAAAGAGGCGCUUUUUAUUGGAUGUAUUCCAAUUGAAGCUACUGUUGAUAAUAUGCAGUUGCAUUUCAAUCAGUUUGGCUAUCUUUUGGAUGUGUAUCUUCCCAAGGAUGAAAGAAAAAUGUGUCAUAGGGGGUUCGGUUUUGUGACAUUGUCGGAUGAAUUUUCAGUUGAGUACACUUCUCAGAAAGUACAUAGGAUACUUGGGCAGAUGUGUGUUAGUAGAUGUUAUCACGUAUAUGAUAGAUAGGUGCUUGGGCCCAAUAGACACUCAUGUGGGUAGCCGAGUAUCAAAGGAAAGAGCCUCAAGAGUUUCUUAUGCAGAGCAGUUUGGUGUGCUACUGUCUAUGACAUGAUUCACAUAUGGUCUCAGAGAAACUCAAGAAUUCAUGGAGAGGUCAAAACAGAGGAAAUCAAAGUGAAGAGAUGAGAAAGGAUGUCAAGUUUUGGAUGAUGUUCAAAGGAAGUUGCUGCAACUCUAUCCUAACCUAUACAGAGUUAUUUGUUCUAACUGGAGUGUACCACAUUACAUCAUUCAUGACUUCUGCUUAAAAGCUUGCUAGUAGCUGGGGUUUGUGGUUGGUUUGUUUUUAAAACAAGAUGUUGUGUAAGAUUAGCACCAAUCUGAUGCUGUAGUUUAGUCCGAAGACUCAUAUCUUUGUUUAGAAUUGGGUUGGGAUGAUGUAACACUGUUUUCAAAUGGAGAUAAUCUUUUAAUUUUUAGUUCAGAUGACCUUGUUGUAAUGGACUAGCUGAAGUCUCAGGGUUUCCGGUGUUUCUGUUUGUAUUGGCUUGUUUCAUAACACUAAUAAUUUAUUAAUAUGUUUGA
Quercus lobata is the source of this 3616-nucleotide messenger RNA. Its product is annotated as disease resistance-like protein DSC1. NCBI's taxonomy places the organism in Eukaryota, Viridiplantae, Streptophyta, Magnoliopsida, Fagales, Fagaceae. The record is from RefSeq and is a predicted model, not a curated record. Gene Ontology annotation, molecular function: protein binding. The coding region runs from base 128 to 2464 and encodes 778 amino acids. Gene Ontology annotation, biological process: defense response. The transcript has 10 exons.